AUGAUAGCGUCACUGAUACCAUUGAAUUUUUCUGCCUAUCCUAAUUAUGCUCUAAAUUGUACAUCCGGUUGUACAACAGUCGUUGGAUAUAGCUCUAUUCCACUUGCAAACUAUUGUACAGAUUUCAGUGUUCCAUUAGAUUUAACCGUUGGACGUCAGACAGAUACUGUUAACGUCUCACUAUCCUCAGACUUUACCGUUGCAUUUCAAAGCUCCGCAUGGCAACCAUUGGCUGUUGGAUCAGGUCUACAUUGGAGUAUUUCGUGCACUAUUGAUAAUCUCCAACGGCCUGAUGGAAAAAUAAACACAUCGCCAAUUUCUACGAUGUCAUCUCCUCUAAAUAUUCCCGCCGGCAUCACUCAGUAUAUUACGAUACCUACUGCAGACUCUGAUAAUGAUGACGUUCGAUGUCGGUUUGCUAAUGGUACCGUCGAAUGCGCCGAUGUUUGCUAUCCAAAUUCUGUUCCUAAUGGUACACUGCUUCUGUCAAAUUGCACAUUGAUUAUAACAGGCACUGUUGUUAAUGCUGUUUACGCAAUUGCCAUUCAGGUUGAAGAUUUUUGGAACACUUCGUCAACGACACCAUUCAGUUCCAUUCCUACACAGUUUCUAGUAAAAGUUUAUUCUCCACCAGCGUGUACAAUGCGUCCAUUAAUCUAUCCUGGAGUUCAACUGGAUGCAUGUAUCGGUAUUCAAGUUGGUCAAACGUUUCAGAUGCAACUAAUUGCAGAAAAUCUAUGUGGAAAUAAUACAACUAUAUCCGAUAUCGGAACAGUAUCGUUCUUUAGAGUAUCCAAAAGUUCGCUAAUUCAAAACAGUACAAAUAUCUGGUCCAUAACAAUCACAUAUAUACCGCUAAACACAGAUGUAGGUUCUCAAACACUUCCCUAUGUCCAACUUCCACUGCCAGCAAGACAAGUACAGUGGCAACAUUUCAAGGUAAGGCAUUGACUACCCAAAAAUGCUAGGCAAAAAUGUAAUAUUUUAGCCUCUUCAAAUGAUGGAUUGAAUUUGGCAUUGCUGCUCGGUUUAUUGUUACCAUUACUCACGUUACUAGCUAUAUGUUGCUCUUGUUUCUAUUGGCUGUAUACGCGCUACCGGUAGGUAUUAUACCAACUAGAGAUAAACGCUUGUUCAUAUGACAUUGUUUCGACGUAGUCAUUCAAACAAAAGGCGCGCAGAUGAAUCGAGAAAUGUGUGUUACAGAAGACAAUACAUCAACGAUAGCCAAAACGAUCGUUUAUAUUCGUCAACCGGUUCUUUAGCCUCCGGUUCUUUAUCACCAUUUGAACUGAACUCCACAUCACUCAUAACAAGAUCAAGCUAUUUGUGGCCUAACACUCUUUUGUCACCAUCUACAGUUACUCUGAAUUAUCCUAAUCAGGUUAAUCGAUCAAAAAGUUUAUCAUUCCGGUUGCAGAAUCGAUUGAAUCUUGUUUCGCCUAGCUACCCAUCUCGUCGUCAAACUACACAAUCGUCAAGCGGACAAUAUUCUGAGCCAGUUUUAAUUCGGGCUUAUUCGCAACAACAAUCGCACGUCGUUUCGUCCAUGUCUCUGCAGCGCUCGCCGGACCCUAAUCAAAGUGCACAGCAUAGUGACUCAUUUCUAGUUCGUGCUUAUUCACAACAAUCAAGAAUGAGCAGUUUAAGUACUGCCAAUAAUGUGUUGCACAACGCGUGAAGACAAGUACAAGAAACUAUCGCUUUGAAUAGAAAUACUACGUCGGCUAAUAUAUCUACAUAUAUCUGUCGCUCAAAUCUUUCGUAACUUUUAGAACAAUUAUUAGAGUUCUAUCGUAGAGCGUAAAUCCGUCGUUUUCUUGAUGUGGCAUGCAGAAUCUGUAUGUGGAACAUAAGGACACAUUCAGAAGGAAAGAGAACAAGCAAUUCUCUUCGCUUCUCUUUCCAUUCAUUUGGUCAAAAUACUCAUUUCAUCUUGAUAUUUUGACAGAUGAUUUUAAUUAAUUUUGUCAUACCUCUUUGACCUUGCGGAACUACAUGACACUUAAUGUCAUUUAAUAUAUAUUGAAGCGUUGAGAGAACUUGCUGUAAUUAAUAUAGAAAUCGAAGAAACGUCAGUAUUUGAAUUAAGAAGAAUUAUAAAAGCUUUAAGGACAAAAAGAGCGUCGUUCUAUGACAAUAUACCAGUUUGCAUAAUUAAAAUGAUAUCUCCAGCCUUUAUGGGCCGCCUGUGUUAAUCUCAAAGAAUUGGCAAAGAGUUUGUUGAGUUGUUCUUCAACAGAAGCAGCCCAAAAAUAAAUCACUUCAGACGAGUAAGAAUCUAUCAUCUGAACUUGUGAACUGAGUCAGUUCACAAGUUCGGAUGAUGAAAUAUCUCCUGCUUGAUACGCAUUCAAAAUUCUAUAAGAUUAUUUUAAAAAGAGCCGAAAGAUGAUCAGAAGUGAAUAGACUUAUACGUCUAGAGCAGUCUCUUAGAAGAAAUUAAAGAGUUCUAAGCAUUCUGAAUCUAAUGAAGUAAGAAAGACCAUUAUCUUGUUUAUAUGUCUUGAGUAAUACACUGUCCAGUUUUAUCUCGUCUAAAUACACUAUAUAUAUCCUCUAGAGCCAAACAUUCUUUGAUAAGGCGCGCGUAAUUCAAAGUUACCACGCAUUUUUAUUUUUAAUUCAAAUAGAUAUAUUCUGAUAGAGCAAAGUGUGCUGAUCACGAAUAUCGCCGUCCGAGUUUAAAAAAAUAUCAUCUUCAGGG
Didymodactylos carnosus is the source of this 2707-nucleotide messenger RNA. Lineage: Eukaryota; Metazoa; Rotifera; Eurotatoria; Philodinida; Philodinidae. The record is from the annotation of a GenBank genome assembly.